Molecule: messenger RNA, 15024 nt
Organism: Mytilus trossulus (common blue mussel)
Lineage: Eukaryota; Metazoa; Mollusca; Bivalvia; Mytilida; Mytilidae
Product: sushi, von Willebrand factor type A, EGF and pentraxin domain-containing protein 1-like
Exons: 35
Coding region: 74-14758 (4894 amino acids)
Cellular component (GO): membrane
Molecular function (GO): calcium ion binding; G protein-coupled receptor activity
Source: RefSeq, a predicted model, not a curated record
UAGGGAUCAUAUUUCCCUGUUAUCAAAACAAAUUGUUGAUUGAUAAAGUCCAUUUCUAAUAGACUUCACAGACAUGAACUGGGAAUUCAUAAAUCAAUGUCGAUUUCUUCUGUUUAUUUUACUAUUCCAUCGGACAGUUAGUUAUGGCCAUUUUGAGGACCAUGAGACGUUCGGACCUUCACACAAAGUCGUUGACCAAACUUCGAAGGACAAAGUGGAAGUGUUAGGAUCCGCGUUGAAGAAACAUAUACAUCUACUUCGCAAAACAUCAGAAACGAAGGUUGAUCUCAUUUUCUUGGUCGAUAGUUCGGCUAGUGUAGGAAAAAGUAAUUUUGGUAAUGAAUUAAAAUUUGUUCGGAAACUAUUAGCUGAUUUUGUAGUGGACAAUAAUCAUACAAAGAUAGCUGUGAUAACGUUUUCCUCACGGAGGUUUGUACUGAGACAGAUAGAUUAUAUAACACCACAACCGCAGGAAAAACACAAGUGUACCUUAAUUGAUGAUGAUUUACCUAAUAUAAGAUAUAAAGGAGGCGGUACCUACACCCUAGGUGCAUUCCGAGAAGCUAAGGAAGUCUUAAAAUCUGCAAGGCAUGAUGCAAGCAAGGCCAUUUUUCUGAUAACAGAUGGAUUUUCAAAUGGUGGUGAUCCUAGGCCUGAUGCAAGAAAAAUCAGAGAAAGUGGAGUUAAGAUAUUUACUGUGGGCAUUGCCAACGGCAACAGGGAUGAAUUAUGGGAUAUGUCAUCUGAACCAAAAAAUGAAACGAGUUUCAUUCUUGAUAGUUUUGAAGAAUUCGAAUCGUUGGCAAGAAGAGCAUUACAUGAAGAUCUAGGUCGCGGUGACUUUAUUGUACAGCCAGAAGAUAAGUGCAGUGGGCUAUGUUUUAAAGGAUUUGAUUGUUGUGAUAAGAAGGCCACCUGUAAAUGUGGCACGUAUACAGGGACAUAUGAAUGUAUUUGUGGACCAGGUUACUAUGGCACCGGUCUAAGAGAAUCGUGCAAACCAUGUCCACCAGGAACAUAUAAAGCUCGGCCUAGUCCUGGCGAUGUAAGUACGUGUACCAGAUGCCCGGAUGAAAACCACACAACUGGUAAGGGAGCUGUUGAUUUCUCACAAUGUGCCUGCAAGAAGGGAUUCAGAGAUUUCAAUAAUACUGGAUGUGUUGCGAUGCGAUGUCCAGCAUUAAGUGCUCCUAGGAAUGGAUAUUUUGUAAAUGAUAAAUGUGACAACGUUUUCAAUGCUGCGUGUGGUAUCAGGUGUAAGCCUGGUUAUUAUCUUAAAGGGAGCAGUCUGAGAAUUUGUCAAGAAGGAGGAUCAUGGAGCGGCAGACAAACAGAGUGUAUAAUGAAAACCUGCCCAGCUUUACCUAGACCAAAAAAUGGAAACAUGAUUUGUGAUAAAGAUGGGUUUUCAUUUUCGACAGUAUGUCGUUUUACAUGCGAUACUGGAUAUAAGUUGGUGGGUUCCAGGAAGAGAGAAUGUCUUGCUAUCGCGGCUUGGACUGGUAUCAAUACCAGAUGCAGAGAAAUAACAUGCAGACCUUUGCCAUUCAUAAAAGAUGGGAAGGUAUAUCCUUCAGCUUGUACUAAAGAUAAUGUCCAAUUCGGAACUACGUGUCAGAUUACUUGUUACCAUGGAUACUCCGUUGUUGGUCCUCCUAUUAAGCAAUGUACACCAGAUGGAAUGUGGGUUCCGUCAGCACGAGGAGAAAUGACUCAUUGUGAAGACACAAGUCCACCAAUUAUGAAGUGUCCGCCUGACGUAGAAAUAGACGCCGAUCCAGACGAUAGUAGUGCAGAAGUUAUUUGGCAACCACCAGUUGCUCUUGACAACUCUGGAAUACGACCGAUUGUAACCGUUGUUCCCGCAAUUGAACCACCAAAACGGUUUCCUAUUGGUUUUACAAAGGUCAAAUAUAUAGCAGAAGAUCUAAGUGGGAACAAGAUUAAAUGUAAAUUCACUGUCCACGUUAAAGAUGUUACGCCACCUAUGGCAGACCGGUGUGUCUCACCUUUCCCAUAUAUUACAUCUGAACAAUAUGCCAAUGUAACGUGGGAUGAACCAGAGUUCAGCGAUAAUUCUGGAACCGUAACUCGAGUGGAGAGGAACAUUGCCCCGGGUUUGUUUCCACAGGGAGAAACUGAGGUUAUUUACACUGCGUUUGACAACAACGGCAACAACAACACAUGUGUGAUCAAAGUCAAUGUAUUACCCCACCCAUGUCAGUAUCCACCAGUCCCUGUCAAUGGUGAACGAGAAUGUUUUGAGACAGACGAAGGUGUCCACUGUAGUGUGAACUGUUUGGAAGGUUAUGCGUUUGCUAUACAACCUGCUGACGGCUAUUUCUGUGCAUAUGACCAAAAAUGGAGACCAGAGGGCAAAUUACCUAUUCCUGACUGUUCUGUUGAGACGUCUUCCAACAGUGUGGCACAGCCUGCUUCAGUGACGUAUAUUGGAUCAAUUCCCUGCGGCAAAGAAAUUCUCGUCAACGAAAUGGAAAGUAUAUUUCAACAGAAAGUCAAAGAACAGAUAGCCGCCAUAUGCGACGAAAAUGUAGUUUGUGAAGUAGAAAAUAUACAGACAUCUUGCGAAGAGGAAGACGAAGAUUUCAAUAAAAUAAAGUUGGUGUUUAAUCAUAGAAAUAGACGAAAUGUUAACGAGUUUACACGUUUGAAGAGAGCAACAAACCCACAGAAGAAAAGCAAGAAGAAAAGUUACUCGAUAACUUUUACCUUUACAGUGAAAGGUAAAAUGAAGAAACCAAAUAAGGACAAAAGUCCCACUAAGAAACUAGACAAAUUAGAAAGUUCGAUGGAACAAGUGGCUGACACUGUACAAAUAGAGGCACAACAAGGAACAUGGGAUUUAAAGAUGAAAAAUGCAAAAAUGCAGUUUUCCAACAUCUCCUAUGAUUCUGAACAACAAAAGUUGGAAUGUGAGGAAGGAAGUAUACUGAUUAACACAUCUUGCAUUAGAUGUCCUGUUGGUACAUUUUUCAAUGUACUACAACAGAAAUGUGAGAGUUGUCUUAGAGGAUCAUACCAACCAGAGGAAGGACAAUACACUUGUCAUUUAUGUCCUAAUUUAACAUCAACUCAAAGCAGUAACUCCAGGAGUAAAGAGGACUGUAAAGCUCAAUGUCUCCCUGGAACAUUUUCAAAGGACGGUAUAGAGCAAUGUACAACGUGCCCAAAAAGCUCAUACCAAAACCUUUAUGGUCAGACAACAUGCAACAAUUGUCCAAGAAGAAUCACAACACUUAGAAGGGGUACCAGAAGGCUGAGCAUGUGUAAAGCGGAAUGUAGUCCAGGAUAUGCAUCUAAGACCGGUUUAGAACCCUGUUUACCUUGCCCAAAAGGAACAUAUCAGUACGAUACAGGGAAAACAUUCUGUUUGAACUGCCCUGGUGAAGGCAAGACAUUAGAUACUGCAAGUACUGAUGUUUCUGAAUGCCAAGGUUCUAACACUGAUUACCAGUCAGAUAUUCCAGUUGAAGUAGAUUUUGAUGAAUGUUUUGCAAAACCGUGUAAAAAUGGAGCAACAUGUAGGAGCCGAGGAGGAUUUGGAAUAAUGUGUAUUUGUGGUCCAGGUUAUACGGGUGCAUAUUGCGAGAAAGAACUAGACGAAUGUGAAUCUGAUCCAUGUUUCAAUGGAGGAAGUUGUGUAGAUCUUAAAGUGGAUUACUCAUGUAAAUGUGUAGCUGGAUUUACAGGUAAAAAGUGUGAGGUAAAUAUUGAUGAAUGUUUAGGACAACCGUGUGUAAACAAUGGAACAUGUGUUGACGGUAUCAAUAACUACAACUGUUCAUGUCUUCCUGAGUAUGAAGGUCCAAGAUGUGAACGGAUCAAAGACGACUGUAAGGACGCUCAAUGUCAGCAUGAAGGUGUAUGUGUGAAUACGUUACAGGGAUACAACUGUCAAUGUGCCAAUGGCUACUCUGGUGUCAACUGUGAGAUUGACAAUGAUGACUGUUCUUCAGGACCUUGUCGGAAUGAUGGUACCUGUGUUGAUGAAGUAGCAGGAUUCAGCUGUGUAUGCAUGCCAGGGUACACAGGAAAACAGUGUCUGAAUGAAAUUGACGAGUGUGCUUCUUUGCCCUGUUUCCAAGGUGCUACAUGUGUGGAUCGCAUUAAUUCAUUCGAAUGCAUUUGUCCCCAAACAUUUUCUGGAAGACUCUGUGAAACAGAACUUGACAGCAAAUAUUUGCUUGACUUCCCUAGUUCGGGGACAAUAAAUUAUUCAACAUUUAAAAUGGGCAGAGAGAUGUCAGCCUUUUCUAUUGGUUUUUGGAUCAGGACAUCUGAUGAGAUAAACCAGGGUACACCUUUCUCUUAUUCUGUAGGAGCAUUUGAUAAUGCAUUGACAAUAACGAAUUAUGAUGGAUUUGUAAUUUAUGUUAAUAACAAAAAGAUAAACACCGAUGUAAAAGUGAACGAUGGAACAUGGCAUCAUGUGUUAGUCACUUGGUCUACAGAAAAAGGAGCUUGGAAAAUUUACAAAAAUGCAUUUCUAUGGGACGAGGGGUAUAAUUUAGCUGCAGGAGAAACAAUUAAAGGUGGUGGAAAGGUUAUGAUAGGACAGGAGCAAGAUAAAGGUGGUACCCUUAGUCCAACGGAAUCAUUUGUGGGACUUCUUACAAACCUUAAUGUGUGGUCUAAACAACUUACUCAGUCGGAGAUAGAAACCAUGAUAGUCACAUGUGAUAAGAACUUAGGUGACAUCAUAGCAUGGUCUGACGUACAAUCAGGGCUUCAUGGAGAUUUACAGCCGAAUCCCUCGGGCUUUUGUCAAGACUGCCCUAUCCCAUCUAAGCCUUUGUACAGUACUGUAAAGUAUGCUGGUACAAAGAACAAUGAUACUGUCAGCUAUACUUGUCCCAGAGGAUACGAUCUAGAUGGACCAUCUUCCAGGCGAUGUCUUGUAACCAGUCAAUGGGAAAAAGUGGAACCAGUAUGUUUACGUGUAGAUUGUGGAUUUCCCGGAGUGAUUCGUAACGGAUACCUCAAAGGGAGCACAUAUAGUUUUGAUAACAGAGUAAGGUAUGAAUGUAAAUCUGGAUACAGGCUGUUUGGAAAUACCACCAGAUAUUGUACGGAAAAAGGUGAAUGGGAAGGUUUAGCGCCAACGUGUGAAGAAAUAAGAUGUGUCCUUCCAAUAUUGUCCGAAAAUACCAGAGUUGUCUCUACAGACAAGCAGUCAUAUCAGCAGGGAGACAUUGUGUCGUUUACUUGCACCACUGGAUAUCGUUUGUUUACGGACCACGAUUCUGUCACGUGCCAGGAAGAUGGUACAUGGGAUGAAACCAUGCCAACUUGUGACACACAAACUUGCAAAUCCCCACCUUCAGUGGUAAAUAGUUGGAUUAAUGAAGACCGUGAUUCCUAUUCAGUUGGAUUUGAAGUGACGUAUACAUGUGAUUAUGGAUAUAAAUUAUCGACAGAAACUUUGAACCAGAAAGGAAAACUACAUUGUUUACCGUCCGGCGAAUGGGAGAACAAUCUUCCUCGGUGUACAAUAAUCACAUGUCAAAAACCACCAACAGUGCCUAAUGCUCUACGGACAUAUGAUUCAUUAAAUUAUCUGUCGAUAGCAGAGUAUGUCUGUGAAAGCGGGUAUACUAUAAAUGGAAGAAAUGUUUUAGAAUGUAUAGAAAGUGGUUUCUGGGAUCCAGCACCACCUGAUUGUGAUCCAGUUGAAUGUGGCCCGACUGAUUCUCCUCCAAAUGCUAUAGCGAAUGCUGCUACUACAACUUACGGAAGCAUUGUUAAUUAUCAAUGUGAGCCAGGUUUCAACCUUAAUGGUGGAAGAACGAGAGAAUGUUUAGCCAACGGCACUUGGAGCGACAGCCCUCCUCGCUGUUUUCCAGUUUCUUGUGGACAACCAGAUAGAAUUGAGCAUGGCAGUGUUGUUACCAAUAGUUUUACAUUUAAGAAUACUGCGACUUAUACAUGUGAUACAGGUUAUAACUUGAUAGGAGAUCCAGAAAGAAUAUGUAUGGCGACUGGAUUAUGGUCAUCUGCUUUACCAACGUGUUCAAAAUUAGAAUGCGAUAUACCUCCUAACAUCGACCAUGGCGAUUACACAGAAUCAAGCUUCUAUUACGAGGAUGUAGUGACAUACAAAUGUGAACAUGGAUAUAACAUUGAUGGCAAAUCUACAAUUCAGUGUCAGGGAGAUGGAAAAUGGUCAUCAUUGGAAACUACUUGCCAGAUAGUGCAUUGUCCAAAUCUUACCGCUCUAACAGGUGGACAAAUUUCUACAACUGGACAAACAUUUCGAAGUGUGGCUACAUAUUCAUGCAAUGAUGGGUACACAAUGGAUGGCGAAAACAUCAGAGUUUGCCAGCCUGAGGGAUUUUGGUCAGGUAAAGUACCAACAUGCAAUCCCGUGGUAUGUCCUAAUCUAUCAUCACCUGAAGACGGGAAAGUUUCAGUUACUAGCCAGACGUAUCCUAGUAUUGCAAAAUAUGAAUGCAAUGUAGGAUAUAUUAUGGAAGGAGAAAGUGACAGAGUUUGUCAACCAGAUGGAUCAUGGUCCAGCAAAGCGCCAAACUGUGUCCCUGUUUCGUGUCCUACGUUAACGGAGCCAGAAAAUGGACGUAUCAUUAAUACGGGAAACAUCUUCGGUAGCAAUGCUACAUAUUUAUGCAACGAUGGAUAUACUAUCAAAGGUAAAAGUAUGAUGAGAAUGUGCCAAUCAGAUGGAAUUUGGUCUGGUUCCUCUCAAACAUGUAUACUUGUUAACUGUCCAAACUUGGUCGAACCAGAUGGAGGAAGUAUUUCAAUAACCAGUUUGAUGGUGAAAGGUGUUGCAACGUAUGCAUGUAAUAACGGCUAUUUAAUUAAGGGGGAAACUAUAAGUGUAUGUCAGCAAAAUGGGGUCUGGUCUAAUAAGGCACCGAUAUGUGACCCUGUUUCAUGUCCAGUUUUAGAAGCACCAGAUAACGGCAAUGUCAAUACAUUCGGUCAAACAUUCCGCAAUAUUGCUACAUACUCAUGCAGUGAUGGAUAUUCUAUGGUCGGUGGAAGUAUAAGAGUAUGCCAAUCAGAUGGAACUUGGUCCGGUACUUCACCAAACUGUAGACUUGUAACAUGUCCAUCCUUGACCAUUAUAGAAUGGGGAAGUAUUUCUAUCACGAGUUUAACUGUAAAUGGUGUCGCGACAUAUUUGUGUGAAGAAGGGUAUUUGAUUGAAGGCAAUAAUAUAAGAGUAUGUCAACAAGAUGGGGUAUGGUCAAGCAGUGCAUCAACAUGUGUUCCAAUCUCAUGUCCUCUUUUAACAGCACCAAAUAACGGGCAGCUAUCUACCACAGGUCAAACGUACCGUAAUAAUGCUACAUACUACUGCAACGAUGGUUAUACAAUCGAUGGGGAAAGAUUAAGAAUAUGUCAGUCAAAUGGAACUUGGUCAGGCUCUUCGCCAAUUUGCAGUCUUGCAACUUGUCCAUCUUUGGAAACCCCAGAAGGAGGAAGUGUUUCUACAACUAAUCUAACGGUCAGCAGUAUUGCAACAUAUUCCUGUCUUGAAGGGUAUUUGAUAGAAGGUGAAAACAUAAGAGUAUGCCAACCAGAGGGUUUUUGGUCCAGUAAAGCUCCAUCGUGUGUCUCUGUUUCAUGUCAAGUUUUAGAAUCACCAGAUAACGGCAAUGUCAAUACACUGGGUCUUACAUUCCGCAAUAUUGCUACAUACUCAUGCAGUGAUGGAUAUUCUUUGGAAGGUGGAAGUAUAAGAGUAUGUCAAUCAGAUGGAACUUGGUCCGGUACUUCACCAAACUGUAGACUUGUUACAUGUCCAUCCUUGACCAUAGAAGGAGGGAGUACUUCUAUCACACGUUUAACUGUGAAUGGUGCUGCGACAUACGUGUGUGAAGAAGGAUAUUUAAUUGAAGGCGAUAAUAUAAGACUUUGUCAGCCAAAUGGGGAAUGGUCAGGCAAUGAACCAAACUGUGUCAUAAUCUCGUGUCCUAUUUUAAUGGCACCAAAUAACGGGCAGCUUUCAACCACAGGUCAAACAUACCGUAAUAAUGCUACUUAUUCUUGCAGCCAUGAAUAUACCAUCGAAGGGGAAAGUUUACGAAUAUGUCAGUCAAAUGGAACUUGGUCAGGUGUUUCGCCAAAUUGCAGUCUUACAACUUGUCCAUCUCUGAAAAUACCAGCAGGAGGAAAUGUGUCUACAACUAAUCUAACGGUCAGUGGUAUUGCUACAUACUCCUGUGAUGAAGGAUAUUUAAUGGAAGGAGAAAAUAUAAGAGUGUGUCAACCACAGGGAUUCUGGUCAAGUAGAGCACCGACAUGUGUUCCUGUCUCAUGUCCAGAUUUAGAAGCACUAGAUAAUGGGGUUAUUUCUACAACAGGUCAGUCAUUCCUGAGGACUGCCACUUAUUCAUGCAAUAUUGGAUAUAAGAUAGAUGGAAACAGUGAGCGAGAGUGUCAAUCAGAUGGAACUUGGUCUGGAACGUCCCCAACAUGUAGUCUAAUUACCUGUCUGAAUUUGACAUCAUUAGAUAAUGGCAAUGUUUCCACAAAUAAUAUGACAGUUAAUGGCAUUACACAAUAUUCAUGUAACGAAGGCUAUUUCAUGGAAGGUGAAAACACCAGACUUUGCCAGACAAAUGGUUCGUGGACUGGCACUGCUCCAGAAUGUAGUCCUGUUACAUGUUCUCCGUUAUUGCAACCGAAUGGUGGAAACAUUGAAGCAAAUAAUCUCACAUUUCGUGGAGUAGCAACAUAUUCCUGUAAAAUCGGAUUUAUCAUGGAAGGUGACAACAUACGGAUAUGCCAGUCAAAUGGCCUCUGGUCUGGUUUAGCACCGAAUUGUACGCCAAUCAAUUGUCCAAUCCCAACAAAUCCCAAUCAGGGAAGCUUCAACACAACGGGAUUUACGGUAGGAAGCGUUGUCACAUUUUUCUGUAAUUAUGGAUUUAACAUAGAGGGAGAAUCUAUUGGAGUGUGUCAACCGGAUGGCGCUUGGUCUGCAAAACCACCAACUUGUUAUUCUAUCGUUUGUGCAGUUUUAUAUGACACAGAAAAUGGGAAGGUAGAAACAAAUGGUCAGACGUUUGGCAGUAUAGCUACUUAUUCAUGCUACCCUGGAUAUGCAUUCGAGGGCAAUAACACUCGGAUUUGUCAGUCAGACGGACUUUGGUCAGGGAAAAUACCGGAAUGCGUUGCUAAAACAUGUGCCCCUCCACCACCAUUAGAUAAAGGUGAAGUUUCAUAUAAAGAUUUGGAUAUCCAGUCUGUAGCGUUAUAUCUUUGUAAUGAUGGUUACAGACUUGUCGGUGAUUAUGAUGUUAGGCGAUGUAUGAAUAACCUGACAUGGAGUGGAUCACAACCAUCCUGCGAGGAAAUCAGGUGUCAAGAACCACUAACAAUUACAAACGGGUUUUUAUCAACCACAGGGAUGACAUAUAACUCUGUUGCGUCAUUUGAAUGUAACAUGGGUUUUCAAUUGAAUGGAAACCGUGAACUUACAUGUACAAAGUCAGGAGAAUGGUCAGGUCAAUAUCCAUCCUGUGAUAUCAAGGAAUGUGAAACUCCAACACGGGUGAUAUCAAACGGUCGCAUGAUUGGCGAAAGAUUUACAUAUGGGGAAACAAUAUCGUACACUUGUGAUAUUGGAUAUAAUUUGUCUGGAUCAGUAAACAGAACAUGCCUUCAUACUGGAGACUGGAAUGAACCCAUUCCAAUCUGUGAGAUAGUCCGAUGUUCUCGUCCAAGAAUUGCUCAUGGUUUAACAUCUACGUUUAAAAAUGAAUAUGAUACACGGAUAACUUACUCUUGCAGGAAAGGACAUGUCCUCUUUGGACCACUUGAACGAUUGUGUUUGGCUAACGGAAGUUGGACCGGUCCAAAUCCUGUGUGUGUAAAAUGCAAUGAACCUCCGAAAUUACAGAAUGGCGUUGUUAAUAUUAACAAUGAAAUUGCAACAUAUGAAUGCGAUGUUGGAUAUAAUUUAUUUGGGAAUAAAAGACUUGAGUGUCAAAUGGACGGAUCAUGGAUUAACGAUCUUCCAAUAUGUGUUGCUAUUGAAUGCGAUGAUCUGUCAACUGAAGAUUUUGCUAACGGAAUUAUAUCACAGACAGGUUAUUUUUAUAAUGAUACUGCUAUCUUUACAUGUAGCGAAGGGCAUGACCGUAUAGGCCCUUAUCAACGACAGUGUCUAGACGAUGGAUCGUGGUCGGGAACAUGGCCUAUUUGUACCACAGUUACAUGCCCUGCUAAGUCAUUUAUUGAAAACGGCAGAGUGGAGGGUAACAAUGCAUAUAAUUCUAGUUUAUUUUUCACUUGCAAUGAAGGUUACAAGGUAGUAGGACAGCCAUCAUUGGUGUGUUUAUCCUCCGGUUUAUGGUCAGGAAUCACACCUAAUUGUACUAAAGUUGAAUGUAACCCACCUCCUAAUGUUAUUACCAACGGAAGGGUAUUAGGCAAUGAAUAUACUUAUAAAAAAAACAUUACAUAUCGAUGUGAUACUGGAUAUGAGUUACAAGGAUCUGCAAUAAUAAUUUGUCUUGAAUCUGGGCAAUGGGAUGAACCGCUACCUUCGUGUGAAUUAAUACAUUGCGAUUCUUUACAAUUGUUACAUGCAUCAAUAUCUUCAAAUAAUAAUGAAUAUGGUAGCAACGUAACUAUCUCUUGUGAUGAAGGCUAUGUUAUGUUUGGUGAAUCUGAAAGACUGUGCCUGGCUAAUGGUAGUUGGACAGGUUCAGAUCCUGUAUGCAUUAUGUGCAAAAAGGCACCUAAUCUGUCACAUGGUACAGUUGGCAUUAAUGACAAAAUAGCAACAUAUGAAUGCAAUACAGGCUAUAACAUGAUCGGCAAUAACAUACUUGAGUGUCAGCAAGACGGUUCGUGGAUCAAUAGUCUUCCAAUAUGUGUUACAGUCGAAUGUGAUGAUUUGACGGAUGAAGUGUUUACAAAUGGAAGCAUGGCUCAAACAGGUUAUUUCUAUGGCGAUACUGUUGAUUUUGUUUGCAAUGAAGGCUAUGAUCUUAUCGGUUCAAAUCGACGAAGAUGUUUAUUAGACGGUUCGUGGUCUGGAACAUGGCCAAUUUGUCUGAUAGUUAGAUGUCCAGGUAAUUUUGAAAUAGUAAAUGGUAAAAUCAAAGGGGACAAUGUUUACAAAUCAAAUUUAACAUUUACGUGCAAUGAGGGUUAUCAGAUAGUAGGCGAUCCUAUUCUGACUUGUCAAUCGACAGGUGCGUGGUCUGGAACAGUGCCAUAUUGUGAGAUAAUAGAAUGUGAAAGAUUACCGCAAAUUUCACAUGGAUCAGUUUCAGUGAACUCGUUUACAGUGGGUGGCCGUGCCGUGUAUAGCUGCGAACAAACCUAUGAACUUACAGGAGACCCUACACGAAUAUGUCUAAAUACUGCAUUUUGGUCAGGAGAAGAACCACACUGUGUCCAACUAAGGUGCCCACCACCGACUCCAAUACAACAUGGAUCAAUUGUAGGAAAUUCAUAUGUCAUAGGACAAAAUAUAAAAUAUUAUUGUGCUGAGGGAUUCAUAUUGCAAGGCAUACCAUUCCGACUUUGUCUUCAUCAACUGAUGUGGUCAGGCACCGAUCCAAUUUGUAUACCAGUGAGAUGUGAGAGACCUUCUCCUGUUAGUCAUGGGACGAUCAUCAACAGUACAAACGAAAAUGUUUUCGGUGAUAAAAUACAGUAUCAAUGUGACGAAGGCUAUAUAACAGCAGAUGAAGUUGAAAGACAGUGUACAGCUCACGGUCAAUGGUCUGGUAUUGCGCCUUCAUGUUCUAUUGUAAAAUGUGGUCCACCAAAGGAAAUAAAUAAAGCAACAAUAUUUGUUUUGAAUGAUUCUUCAUUUUCAUUCCGAUCCACUGUUUUAUUAGAGUGCAUAGAAGGAUAUACAAGUGUAUCAGGCAAAUCAAUAACAUCAAUAUGCACAAGCGAGGGUGUAUGGUCCGUAUCUUUCUUAGAAUGCUACAAAAUGCAGUGUCCGCCAUUAGGUUCUCUUACCAACGGUCACAUGGCUGCAACCGGAUUGAGUUUUAAUGACGUAGUUACAUUUUCGUGCAAUGAAGGUUUCACAUUAAAUGGUACUUCUGAGAUGACAUGCUUAUCUUCAAGUACUUGGAGCUCGUCUGUGAUGCCAACGUGUGAUAAUAUCAUUUGCCCACCUCCAGAACGGUUGGCUUAUGGAUUUAUUCAGGGAAAUAAUUAUACGUAUGGCAACACUAUUUCCUACGUAUGCAAUAUUGGAUAUACACUCACAGGAGAUAACAUACGCACAUGUGUACAAGGUGGUGGAUGGUCUGGAAGACAACCAUUCUGUAAUCAAAUCACUUGCAACUUACCACAACAAAUUCCCAAUGGGCAAUGGAACUCGUCGGAUGCUUCAUUUUCUUACAAUUAUGCAAUAAGCUUUUCGUGUACCAGUGGCUAUAUUGCAAAUAGUGGUAGCACUCUUCGUUGUUCCGAAACCGGUAGGUGGGAAGGAGAUCCUGUAUCGUGUGUAAUAGUUACCUGCCCUGAACCAACUUACAUUUUAAAUGGAAACGUUAAUUAUAAAGAUGUCACUUAUAAUAACGAAGCUGACUAUGAAUGCAAUCCCGGAUAUGAACUUCAAGGUGAUGAUAAGCUUAUAUGUUUAGAAUCCGGAAAUUGGGAUAAAUCUGCUCCGUCAUGUACUUCUGUUAAUUGUGGAGUACCGGAUUUUGUUCCCUUUGCUGUUAUCAACGGAAAUGUUUAUACUUUUGGAAACAUUAUUACAUACAUUUGUCAAAAUGGGUAUACUAUUGCUGGUGACUCAACUAGAACGUGUUCAUCAAAUGGGGAAUGGAGUGGAUACCCCCCAGUUUGUAAUGCUAUCAGCUGCGAGGUACCACCCGAUGUGAACAAUGCCAUACGAUUGGGUACUGAUUUUACAUAUCAGUCAACAAUAAUAUAUCACUGUAGUACCGGUUAUAGUAUUGCUGGGACUGAGACAUUGAUUUGUGGUUUAAACGGUAAAUGGCUUGGUGAUUUGCCUUCAUGCGAGAUUAUAUCAUGUGGACCACCUCCUGUUAUUCCUUUCUCUACGACUACAGUUACGGGAUUAACAUAUGGGUCAACGGUCAACUACGUCUGCAAUGGCGGAUACAUAAUUAACGGUGAUCCUAUAGCAAUGUGCGAAGAAAAUGGCAGAUGGACGUCAACAGGAAACCCUGUUUGUCGUCCUGUCGAUUGUGGAAGACCUGUUGAAGUCUUAAAUGGAAAUGUUCAGUUUACAUCAACCACAUACCAAUCAAAUGCUACCUAUACGUGUGACAAUAUGUUUUCGUUAGUUGGCCAAUCAACGAUUCAUUGCAAUAGAAGAGGAUUAUGGGAUGGUGUCAUUCCAAUAUGUAAAUAUACCACAUGUGGAGAACCGAUUCUUUCUGGUAAUGUGAACAUUGUUGGAGGCGGAAACUAUGCUAUAGGAGAAACUGUCAGAUACGUAUGUCCAGAAGGUCAUAUUUUGAUUGGAAGCGUUAAAAGUGAUUGUUUAGAAAGUGGUUAUUGGAGUGGAACUUUACCUCAGUGUGUGUAUGUAGCAUGUGGACCUUUACAAAUACAUGACCAUGCGUUAAAGAUACAAGGUAUCCAGAACCGCACUUAUCAUUUAGCUGAUACACUGCAGUUUGAGUGUGAGAGAGGGUAUAGACUACAAGGGCAGUCUUCUAUCAUGUGUCAGACCAAUGGAACAUGGAGUGCCAACGCUCCAACAUGUACACCGAUUCCUACAGCAAUAUCACAAACCAUUCUGGAAGUAUGCCCUUCAGUGAAAGUAAUUACUCAUAGCAAAGAAGUUGUGAUACCAGUACGUUCAGGGAGCUCAGUAGACAUCCAGUGUUCAACAGGAUAUCAAAGUGUAGGGAAUAUGUCUGCUGCUUGUUCCUACGAUCAGUCAUGGGUAAAACCAACUGGUUAUUGUAGACGAGCAUUUUGUGGAAAACCUAGAAUAACUGACAUGGUGAAUGUAGUCCGCGUGCAAGGCUCUUCUUAUUUCUACGGCGAUCAGAUCCGUUUCCGGUGUCGACCAGGAAUACUUCCUGUUAAAAUUCCACCAGUGCUAACUUGUACUGAGUCUGGAUCCUGGGAUGGAAACAUUGCUUGUUCUUUGCCAUGCAAAGGAGGUUGUUUCAAUGGUGGCAUGUGUCUUGGAUUAUACGGUUGCAAAUGUCCGGCUGGAUUUGGAGGGAAAUACUGUGAAAGAGCUUACUGUAUACUUCCGUGUCUCAAUGGUGGAACCUGUAUUUCUCCUUAUCUGUGUUCCUGUCUGCCCGGGUACCGGGGAUCACGCUGUCAAUCACCUAUAUGUGAUCGACCAUGUCAGUACGGAGGAACUUGCAUUAAGCCUAACAUGUGUCACUGCAAGCAUGGAUUCAAGAAACCUUUCUGUGAUCACCCGAAUACGAGGUCUUUACCAUCUCUCCCACCUCCUAUAAGAUUACAUACUAUUCCGCCAAUAUCAGAGCUAUCUAGGACAAUAGACGAAAACUUGGGAACAACGCAUCACAGGGUAGAAGUGGCAACAAUAACAACUACGGAAUCUUUAACUACACCAACAUCAAGACCAACAAGAAGCCGUGAGACAACAUCGAGACCAACAAGAAGCCAUGAGACAACACCGAGACCAACUGAAAGCCGUGAGACAACAUCGAGACCAACAAGAAGCCGUGAGACAACAUCGAGACCAACAAGAAGCCGUGAGACAACACUGAGACCAGCAUAUUUAGAUUACAUUGACUAUGAGUUCCGGGUUCCAGAUCCUAACUAACUCAUAACUAGAUCUGUAUGAUCGGAUGAAUAUCAUUUUUAAAUAUGUGUCAAGUCGAGGAUAGUAUAUAAUUGGUUUAGUGUAAACCUUUCAUCCGUAUUUUGUUAAUAAAUAAUGGUGUUCUUUAAACACAGUUACAACUUAAAAUAAGUUCAAAUCUUGAAUAGUUGCAUUUUGGCUUGUGAACCAAAGACUAGGAGAGUUAUAAUAACUUAUUUGCAACCAUUUUUCAGGUCAAUUUACUGUAAUAAAAAGCUUUAACUUGG